GAACGACUUUCGACCAAACAUAAACUAAGAGUCUAAAAGAAAAUCAUGAACAGGAAGGUUGCUCUCAUUACAGGUGGUAACAAGGGCAUCGGAUUCGCCACCGCGAAGAAAUUGGGCGAGUUGGGGUAUAAAGUGAUUCUGGGUGCUCGAAAUCAGGAACGUGGUAUGAAUGCGGUUGCAAAAUUAAAAAAGGACAACCUAGAUGCGCACCUCGUUAUUCUAGACUUUGAAAAUUUGACCACCAUCGAAUCUGCCGUGGGCGUCUUGAAAAAUGAACAUAAGCGUCUGGAUAUCCUUGUUAACAAUGCAGCCAUCAUGGACUUUGAUAACAACGUGUUUCCAAUGGAUAUACAGCGCCACCGCAAAGAAAUGGAUGUGAACUAUUUCGCAACGGUAGAACUCACGAACAGCCUCCUUCCCUUACUUUUAAGCUCCUCUCCGGAGCCGCGCAUCGUUUUCGUCUCAACACCGCUUGCCUCUCACGCGACGACCGACAAGCCGCACAACCGAUAUGCACACCCCCAUCUCACCUCGUAUAAGUGCAGCAAGGCGGCGUUGAACAUGUACGCCCACAAUCUCGCCGUGUAUCUCGCGAAGCAUUGCGAAGAGGGUAGCGCGAAGGCUGCAAAGGUGAACUGUUGCUAUCCGGGCUAUGUGCGCACGGAUAUGUGCUUCAAUACCGAGGAGGCCCCCCUCACACCGGAACAGGGAGCGGAAACGAGCGUUUAUUUGGCAACGCUCGGGCCCGAUGGCCCCACAGGAGGGUUCUACCAUCAUGAUAAACUCAUACCAUGGUAAACGCAUUGCACAAAAUAUGAGGGAAUAUAUAUAUUUACGUGUGUAUGUAUGUAUGUGUAUGCUUUUUACUGUAGUGGUCGCGGUUCUUAAGUCCAGGAAGCUCAAAAAAUGAGUCUUUGCUUUAGAUAGGAACAAUAUGUCAAUCUGUUAUGAAUUUGCUUCUCAAGGAACUACGUUAUAUAUAUAUAUAUAUAUAUUAAUUUAUAUGUUUUCAUUUCACGCAUAACUUUAACCCUGGACCUACUCCUUGCAUGCAGUGUGUAAAUUUGAUUGACUUCCUUUAUAAAUCCUUUUCAUUAUAACACUUCAGAAGUGGUAAAUAGUAAGUCGUUGGAAAAUGCAUUAACAAGACACUUUUCAUACUCCUUGAUUGAAACCCAGCAUCACCUAAACGGUUUGAAAAAACAUGGAGAUUAAUGAAGCGUAA
This is a messenger RNA of Phytomonas sp. EM1, 1225 nucleotides long. NCBI's taxonomy places the organism in Eukaryota, Euglenozoa, Kinetoplastea, Trypanosomatida, Trypanosomatidae. The record is from the annotation of a GenBank genome assembly.